AUGGUCAACAGAUUGGCUAUGAGGUAUUCAUGGUUAAAGGAACAAGUAAGCGUUUUACUAGUGCAGAAAUAACAUCAUUUGAGCUUUUUAGAACCGACCAAAAGGCUACGUUUACAAGUUUGUCAUCGGAAUUCCUAAAUUAAAUUCUACAAAUCGACUACUUCAUCUGAAGAUGGCUCUAAAAGAUGAGCGAGAUCAGUUCCACGACAUGUUGUUUUACAAUCUCCCGGACACUUACAACAACUUAUUCUUGAAAACUGGAGUUCUUUUUCAGUGGUUUCAGAAAUUCUGCACGAAUACUGAGUAUCUAAUAAAAUCAGAUGAUGAUACAGUCAUCGAUCUAGAAAGGUUGGACGAGCAUUAUAUGAAGGAUUUGGAAAAGAAUCAAGAAAUGAUGAUUUGGGGACGAUUAAUCCGCAAUGGAAAAGUUGAGCGAGAUCAAACGAAAAGAUGGUAAGCAAAAGAUCCCCAGAAUAAUAUCUGGAUUCAGGAGUGUUCCUCUUGAAAAAUACCCAAACAAGACGUUUCCUGAUUAUGUAAAUGGUGCUACCUAUAUUAUGAAUCGACAAGCGGUAAAUGCAAUAUUGUCUCAGACUCCAUCUACCUUCACCAUGUUCUUGGAAGACGUUCUUUUUACUGGUAUUCUCAGAACGAAAGCCAAUGUUUUCGUCGCUGAUUUUACCCCUUUAAACUCACAAAAUGGGAUAAGUUUCAUUUUUAGCGUAAACUACUGCUUAGAUUUACGGAGCGUGCCAAAACGGCGUGCCGUUAACAACCGGGGACUUUGGAUUGGCUCCACAAAACAUCGAGAGCACCUAUGAUCGAAUACGAAACCUAACUUGUAACAACCAAACUUCAAGUGUAAGAUCUGACUAGUGUUACAUAUAGUUUUCGAAAUCGCGUCAUGAUUUCUCCUAUUUUCUGCUGUUUACAAUGACCUCAACAUGUGAUAUGGGUUAUAAACAAGGGGAACAAUAAUGAAUGGCCUUUCAUUAAAGCUCCCUCCGAACUUCCGAAUGCUCUGGUUUAUGACAUAAAAGCCGAAAAUAUGGAUCUUUGUGUAAUCUGAUGUAAUUUCACAGCAACAUCUACCACGAUCAAGCAAGAUCUCACACUUCCAAGCGCGGAUCAACAUCGCUCUUCCCCCAAAGGUACAAAAAAAAAUAUAUCUUUUAAUUGUAUUAAACAACUCUUUCCGCUCUUGGUGUCUUUUUCUGUUAAAUUCUUUGGCUUCCCAAAAACACAGGCUCCGCCCUCCUGGCUGGUGGCCCCAAAAAACAGCGGACUUGGCCAUUUCUCGAGGCCUUUUCCCCUCAAAUUGAGUUCUUGUGGUUUUUCUGGGCGUUCUGCCCCAUCGUUCCUUCCUCUCCAAUAUUUCUGGUCCUGGAAAAUGCAGGAGGGAAAGAAGUUUUUCCAAUUUUGAAUAAUUUUUUAUCUUCCGGUUCUCUAGCCAUACUAUAGUAUAGAAAUUAAUAUACGUAUACUAACACGGGAAACACUCCAAGUGCGACGCUCAGUUUUGAUGAGACUAAAUAUUUUGAUGAUUUUUUUCAAAUUCUAAUAUAAAUGCGGGACUCCUACCUCGCGCUUUGCAGAAACGACCCAGAUUUUUGGAAAAAUAUUUUUUCGGCCAAAACUGGCACAUAGAUUGCCAGAAAGUGUUUUUCUCUCCGACAGCUCUCCGCGUUUCGCAUACUCUAUCGGCGCCAAGAUGACCCUCUCUAACAAGCAUGAGCUGAAACUUUUAGAAAUUGAUAUGUAGCAAAACCUGCGAAAUAAAAAAAAAUCUGGGCGUCGCAAUAUUAAGCCUUCCAUUUCAAGCGUAUUUAUGUCUACAAGUUAAAUUUAAAAGUUGAUAAUAUCAAAAAAGAUGCAUAAUAAAGAACGUACAGAUCAAGAGGUUAUUCUAAAAUUAAUUUGAAGUUAAUAUUCAGAAAUUACAAUAGUAUAGGACGUCUUAAACGACUAAAGAUUCAGAUAGUCACCUUAUUUUGCAAAAUUAAUAAUAAAAUUUGUCCCAAGAGCAUCUUUCUCAGUCCUUUCGUAUAAUUCUUACAAUUCCUUCUGAAAGGUUGCAUUCCCUUUCCUCCCCCUCAUGCUUUAUUUAAUUGGGAGUCUGCCAAUACAGCCUUAAGCGUGCCCGAUUAUCGUAUUAUAUUAUAUGCAAGGAAAUACACAUGGCAUUUUAAAUCAUGACUCUGCGAUUUAACUGUCUUCACGCAUAGCGCAAUAUCUCGUAGAUUACUCAUUACAUACAUAUUAAUUUUGUGGCAAUCUGAAAGAUUCUCAGAACGAUCAAUCUGGUGGUUCAGAAGUUGCGUCAUCAUUAAUUAAAGGAAUAUUUAUGGACCUUAUGUAAAUUAGUUUAAGAGGUUAGCUGGAUUAAGGAUUAGCUCAAGAACCUCGUGGCAAUUUCAUAAAUCUAUAUUAUUUUGUCUUCCUUUUUAGAUUUUAAUAGUGUUGUUUUAAUGGAUUGGUUUUAAAAUAUUUGGAAUACCGAGUAAUUGUAAUGUUGCGAUAUCACCCGCAUCUCCAACGAACGCAAUCGACAUCUCAUUAAGUCCAGCUGCAGAGUUAUUACUUAUUUAUCAGUCGGACUUGACUAUCGAUCCCCCUUUCCGCUUAUUUUCCUUUAGCCGAAAAAGAGGAACACUGGGCUAAAAAUGUGGGCGGGGCCGACAAAAUGGCCAGAGCGGCGCCGAAAAGAGGGCCAAAGCCGAGAGAGACGGGGCCGCAGACCAGGAAUGGACUUUCAGUUUUCCCUCUAUUACGAACACAUGUUGUCUGUGCGCUCUCCGCGCCGCACACACUCCCUCCACCCGGCCAUAUAUGUAUUUAUUGCGCGCUUAACCGGGCAAACGUCCAAGUCCGCGUUGAAAGGGGUGGGAAUCUGGGAAACUCUGGACCAUAG
Molecule: messenger RNA, 2911 nt
Organism: Bursaphelenchus xylophilus (pine wood nematode)
Lineage: Eukaryota; Metazoa; Nematoda; Chromadorea; Rhabditida; Aphelenchoididae
Source: the annotation of a GenBank genome assembly